Messenger RNA from Bipolaris sorokiniana ND90Pr, 759 nucleotides. RefSeq lists its product as uncharacterized. The annotation marks the transcript as partial. The transcript has a single exon. The record is from RefSeq and is a predicted model, not a curated record. NCBI's taxonomy places the organism in Eukaryota, Fungi, Ascomycota, Dothideomycetes, Pleosporales, Pleosporaceae.
AUGCCGCCAGAAAGCGACACUAUACGAGUUAAUACUCAAGAAAAUAGACAGGAAAGCCUAGGUCUAGAGGCUCAAAUCGACAGAGAAAUGGACGUAGAGUCCCCACCAGCCACGCCCACCCAACCAGCCAGCCAAGCUAGCUUAUUUGAGCUGCCAAUACUACCACCAAACAAACGGCAAGCCAACUUCUCACCAGAAAUAUCCCAGCCAGCCCGAAACCUAUUCCCAAGCCAAAGCAAUCAAAAGCCAACAGCUAAGAACGCGCAACAAGCAAUUCAGUGGGCUAGAGACCUUAUACUCCAGGCCUCUAUAAUGGCAGAUUCCCACGUAGCUCAAAAUAAGCUACUAGAGCUACUCGACGUCUUUAGAGACUAUACUGAAACAGGCAGAGUAGCCAACCAAUUCACAGAAAAGCUAUCUGCCAAGCUAGCUUACCACUCAGCUACUCUAGCAAGCGCCUCACAACAGGCAACAAAAACGCUUAAGCAAGCUACAACAGCAGCUUCUAAAGCUCAGCCAACAGCCCAGCUAGCUCAAAAGCCAGCCCCAACCUCGUACGCUGCAAUUGCAGCAAAUAACUCAAACCAAGCCUGGACAACAGUACAGCCAAAGAAGAAGCCAGCAAAAACGACAAAACCAGCGCCCUACUACCAGAUGCUACUAACACUAGCAGAAGGCCAACUAGCUAGCCCACUACUAGUUAGAAACAAAAUCAACCAAGCCUUUCAAAAAGCUGGCAUUAAAGGCCCAGUAGUUAAA